This is a messenger RNA of Stegastes partitus (bicolor damselfish), 2084 nucleotides long. RefSeq names its product Jun proto-oncogene, AP-1 transcription factor subunit (gene jun). Gene Ontology annotation, molecular function: DNA-binding transcription factor activity, RNA polymerase II-specific; transcription factor binding; RNA polymerase II cis-regulatory region sequence-specific DNA binding. Gene Ontology annotation, biological process: regulation of transcription by RNA polymerase II; regulation of cell population proliferation; regulation of cell cycle. The coding region runs from base 360 to 1325 and encodes 321 amino acids. NCBI's taxonomy places the organism in Eukaryota, Metazoa, Chordata, Actinopteri, Pomacentridae. The record is from RefSeq and is a predicted model, not a curated record. Gene Ontology annotation, cellular component: transcription regulator complex. The transcript has a single exon.
AAGGUUUGGCUCCACGCUGUACAGCUCAGAGUAUAUACACAGGCAGGCAGAGGAGGCACCGCGCAGAGAAAAGUUAGAGCCACUCGCUGCUUUUUCAUUCACUGACUCAAAACAAGUCUGGAUACUUUGGAAAAAGCUUUGUGAACUGUUACAACUCAACACUGAGCACUCGACCGUCGCCGGGUGAACGAAGUAAGUCCUGAUUCCUGUGUCAAGAAAGUGCGCACUCAAAGUUUUGGAAGUUUUUUUACGCAAAGAGAGGACGUUUGGAAACCUCAGUAACCAGGAAGAAGAGAGGGGGGACGAAAAGUUGUUUUGUAGAAGAUUUUUGUAGCUACACUUGUUUUUGGUUCUCUUCUAUGUAUACCAAGAUGGAAACUACUUUCUAUGACGACUCACUCAACGCUUUCUCCCAGCACGACAACGCCGGCUACGGAUACAGCAACCCCAAAGCGCUGAAACACAACAUGACACUGAACCUCUCCGACCCGACGGGCACUCUGAAACCUCACCUCCGCGCCAAAGCCGGAGACAUCCUCACCUCCCCGGACGUGGGCUUGCUGAAGCUGGCCUCCCCGGAGCUGGAGCGGCUCAUCAUCCAGUCCAGUAACGGGCUCAUCACCACCACGCCGACCCCGACCCAGUUCCUGUGCCCCAAGAAUGUCACCGACGAGCAGGAGGGCUUCGCCGAGGGGUUCGUCCGAGCCCUGGCCGAGCUGCACCACCAGCACAUGCCGGCCACCACCUCCGCUGCCCAGACCAGCGUCAACACUGCCCUGCCGCCGGUCUCUUCCGUCGCCGGUGCCACCGUUUACAGCAACAACACCACCAUGCGCUCCGACUCGCCGGUUUACGAGGACUUGAACACUUUCAACCCGGCCAUCAGCACCGUGUCGGCACCAAACUACACCACCUCAGCCCCGACCAUGUCCUUCCCAGCUGCGCCUCCACAGCUCCCCAUCUACGGCCAGCCCUCCUCCCAGCUCCCCCGGCUCUCGGCGCUCAAAGAGGAGCCCCAAACCGUGCCCGAGAUGCCCGGGGAGACCCCUCCUCUCUCCCCAAUCGACAUGGAGAGCCAGGAGCGCAUCAAGGCCGAGAGAAAGCGGAUGAGGAACCGCAUCGCCGCCUCCAAGUGCCGGAAGAGGAAGCUGGAGCGCAUCUCUCGGCUGGAGGACAAAGUGAAGACCCUCAAGUCCCAAAACUCGGAGCUCGCCUCCACCGCCAACAUGUUGCGGGAGCAGGUGGCCCAGCUGAAGCAGAAGGUGAUGAACCACGUCAACAGCGGGUGCCAGCUCAUGUUAACGCAGCAGCUCCAGACCUUCUGAGGUGGUGACCAAGCGGCGGGCGGAGAGAGAGAGAGAGAAAAGAAAAAGACUGUAGUUGAAAGAAACGGACGCUUCCUGUGACAGUAAGUGGCUGCGUCUCCCGAAAUCGUGACGGGAUUUGGGACGAUGUGGCGCUGACACUGGCAGGACCGGGGAGCCGCGCUAAAAGUUCCUGAAAGUGCCAUGCGCUCCCCGGUGGCGCGUCCUAGAGAUGGGCUCGGGACAGUGACAGUAGCCAUGAACCAGAGGGGUCAUGGCACCAAGCAGGAUACCUUUCUGUUUCUGUUUCGUGCUGUUUGUUUAUAACAGAACUGGACAGGACUGAAGUUUUCUUGAUUUACACCCAGCUCUGCAUGGACCUUAAUCAUGACAUCCAAGGAGAAGUUUCAGUAUUAGAGGAUUUAAGAACCUGCAAUAGAGACUUUUCUUGCUGUAGCCAUAAUGGCCUCAAUUUUGGGGCGUGUUGGUCAACUCUAAACGGCUGAAAAGUUGUAACAAAUGCUGCCUGACUUCUGAGUUACAGUACAAAGUACCUUUUUUCUUAAUUGUAAGAAGUUAAGUUAGAAAAGCUUCAAGAUUUACUUGUUUUUUUCUAAAGUUGUUUAAUGGGGUUUCACUCAUUGUUAUAUGUAUAUAAGAUCAACUUGGAGUACUUAUGUUUACCAUUUGUAAUAAGAAUACUGUAUAAUUUUUUAUGUUUGUUUUCUGAGCACUUCAGAAGCUAAUCAAUAUUUAAGAAAAUAAACCAGAUAAAAUGAA